AUGGACGUCAAUUCAUUAGCUAAUAAUAAGCCUUAUCAGGCAACCCUGAAUGAUGGAUGGGAUGAACUGAAGAACAUGUACAACAAAGGAAAUGCAAGAGCUUUGUCGUCUCCUCUAUCGGCAACCAGGGACACUGCAUUUCACUUGGUAGCGUUCAACAAAAGUGACAAACUACUUCACUGCUUACUUAAGAUUGCCAAAAAUGAUACUAUGAAAAAGUAUAAGUAUCUAGGAAAGAAUGACUACGGAAACACAUCUCUUCAUGAGGCUGCAGCUAAUGAGAAUAUUAAGGCGGUAAAGUUGUUGGUCAAUCACAAUAAGCAGCUCUAUGAGGAAGAUGCAGAUCCAAAUCAUACUGAGUUCCUUGAGGAUUUGAAUAAAGAGGGCGAAACCCCACUUUUUAAAGUGGCUGCAAAUUGGAGAACAAAAGUGAUAGAGCCCCAACCCGAUGCCUCCAAUCUGCCUAGUGCUAUCCAAGGAGAAAUAAUAUUAGAGACCAAACCUGAUGCCUCCAAUAUGCCUGGUGCUUUCCAAGGAAAAAUACUGUUAGUGCCCAAACCUGAUGCCUCCAAUCUGCCUGAUUCCACCCAAGAAGAAACAUUCAAGGGAGAACCUGACGCCUCCAUUCUGCACGGUGCCAUCAAAGGAAGCCAUUUUGAAACAGCUCUACAUUUACUGAACCUGGAUGAAUCCUUUGCUGAAUUGAAGGACAAAAAGGGCUACACCGGCCUUCCUAUCAGUGAUGACGAAAAUAGUAAUAGUUGUUUGACUACAUGCCUCUCGAUCGAAGAUGAUGCAGAUGAUGAAAAACCUACUAGGUGUUUAACUACUGGCAUUCCAAUAGUUUAUGAUGUAGAUGAUAAAAAAUCUACUAGUUCAAAUAAUAUUUACAAAGGGUGGCUGAUAUUACUGGGAAAAAUAUGUGCACCACUAAGAAAAAUCUACGAAGAAAAGAGACAGCAUAAACUUGCUUCCAAACUUACUGAGCUCCUAAUAGAAGUAGAUACUUCGUGGGAAGAAAAGAUUAAAGAAGCCCUUCCAACAUCUUCUACAUCUACUGAUUCUGAUGAACAAGAAUAUGUAAAUAUUAAAAGACCAACCCCAAUACCAUUAUUGCUGGCAAUUGAAAGAGGAAUUGUAGAGAUUGUGAACAAGAUACUAGGAGAAUGGCCCAAGCUAGUUGAGUAUACAAAUCAUCUGAAUCAGAACAUAUUGCAUGUGGCCAUUAAGAACCAUCAAUCUGAGAUCUUCGAUAGUGUGAAAAAUAUGAAAAUACCAAUGACAAGAUUAGUCUGA
Molecule: messenger RNA, 1296 nt
Organism: Pistacia vera
Lineage: Eukaryota; Viridiplantae; Streptophyta; Magnoliopsida; Sapindales; Anacardiaceae
Exons: 5
Coding region: 1-1296 (431 amino acids)
Molecular function (GO): protein binding
Source: RefSeq, a predicted model, not a curated record